AUGGAUCCGAAUGAUGAGAUAUUUCCAAUUGCGUAUGCAAUGGUUGAGGGUGAAAACAAGGAAUCAUGGAGCUGGUUUUUAGCAUUAUUAAAGCAUGAUUUGGGCAUUGAUGUUGUAUCAGAAAAUGAAUACAUAUUCAUUUCAGAUAAGCAGAAGGGGUUGCUGCCUGCAUUUAGUGUUGUGUUACCAAAUGUGGUUCUUAGAUUCUGUGUAAGGCAUUUGUAUGCCAAUAUGAAGGCCGCAGGCUUUCAUGGGAAUGCUAUUAAGGACACACUUUGGGCAGCAGCCAGAGACACCACAGUAAAUUGUUUUAAGGAGUCAAUGAGAAAGAUGAAAGAGCUUGACAACUUAGCAUUUGGUUGGUUGGGAGACAAACAUCCAUCUGAAUGGUCCAGGUCCCACUUUACUACUUCUGCCCUUUGUGAUAUUCUAGUAAACAAUAUGUGUGAGUGCUUCAAUGCCAUGAUAGUUAAGGCUAGGGAAACACCAUUGAUCAGUUGCCUUGAGAGUCUUAGGACUUUAUUGAUGACAAGGUUAUUCAAAAAUAAACAAGAUGCAGAUGAAUGGACUGGAAUUGUUUGCCCUAAUAUUGUGAAGAAAAUUGCAUUAGAAGAGAAAUUUGCAGGAGGUUUUAUACCCUUACAACAUGCCAUAUGUGCAAUCUGGAUGAAGAGACACAAUGUAUUGGAGUAUGUUGAUAGCUGCUACAAUGUUGAGACCUACUUGAAAGUGUAUGGAUGUGGAAUAAAUGCAAUGGCUGGACCAAAUGAGUGGCCUCAUACUCAUAGAGAAGCACCUUUGCCACCUGAAUACAAGGCAAAACCUGACAGGCCAAGGAAAUUAAGACUGAGAGGAGCUGAUGAAAAAAAAUAA
Ipomoea nil (Japanese morning glory) is the source of this 873-nucleotide messenger RNA. RefSeq lists its product as uncharacterized. Gene Ontology annotation, biological process: DNA transposition. The record is from RefSeq and is a predicted model, not a curated record. Bases 1 to 873 code for a protein of 290 amino acids. The transcript is spliced from 2 exons. Gene Ontology annotation, molecular function: DNA binding; transposase activity. Lineage: Eukaryota; Viridiplantae; Streptophyta; Magnoliopsida; Solanales; Convolvulaceae.